AUGGCUGCCACCACCAAAUUGUCAGCACAUUUCUCCGCUGUCUUGCUCAUCAUCACUUUUCUGAUCCUCCACCUUCCUUCCGCCAACUCAGUCUCUUUCCAAGUCUCUCGCUUUGAAGACGCCGAACCCAACAUACUCUACCAGGGAGACGCAGUUCCGAGAGUCGGAGCUGUUGAGAUCACCAACGAGUUCGAGUUCGUUUGUCGUCUCGGUUGGGUCACCUUCGCCAAAAAGGUACCCCUCUGGGAUCCCGAUUCCGGUAAGCUCUCCGAUUUCUCGACCCAUUUCUCCUUUGUCGUUGACACGCUAAACAACUCGUUGUUUGGCAACGGGCUCACUUUCUUCCUUGCUCCGGUCGGGUCUCAGAUCCCUCCCAACUCUCGUGGGGGCUUUCUCGGCUUAUUUAACACAACAACGAGCUUCUCAACCGCCAGUAAAACAGUUAUGGUGGAGUUUGAUACUGUCAACAAUGAAGAAUGGGAUCCAGUUGAUGUGGAUACCCAUGUCGGGAUCAACAAUAACUCUAUUGCUUCUUUUGUCUACACAGCUUGGAAUGCAGAACGCCAGAAAGGACACACUGCAGUUGCGGAGAUUACGUAUAAUGCCGCCACUAAAUAUUUGAGUGUGUCUUGGUCAUACCAGUUAACCUUUGACUCCCAAGAGGAAUCAAGUCUGGAUUACGUAAUUGAUCUUUCUAAGGUUCUUCCUCCAUGGGUUACUGUUGGGAUUUCGGCUUCUACUGGUUCAAUAUUCGAGCGACAUGCCCUUCUAUCCUGGGAGUUUAAUUCAAGUUUGGAGGAGCCAAAGGGAGCUUUAAGAAAGAUUGCCAUAAUAGUUGGUGUUUCUCUCUCGGGUUUGGUUGUGAUUGCUUUGUUGAUCACUAUUACACUAAUCAUGAGGCGUCGAAAACAAAAGAUAAGGAAGAAAUUAGUAGAGGAAAUGAACUUGACAUUAAUAAGCGAUGAUCUUGAAAGAGGAGCAGGACCAAGAAGGUUUUCCUACACAGAUCUUGUUUUUGCUACAAACAACUUCUCGAAUGAGCGAAAGUUGGGUGAAGGACGGUUUGGGAAAGUUUACAGAGGAUACCUAGCUGAUUUAGAUAUGUUGGUCGCAGUGAAAAAGAUUUCAAGAGGCUCUAGACGAGGCAAAAAAGAGUAUAUAACGGAGGUAAAGGUGAUUAGCAGAUUGAGACAUAGGAAUCUUGUGCAGCUCAUUGGCUGGUGUCAUGACAGAGGUGAAUUCUUGUUAGUGUAUGAUUUCAUGCCAAAUGGUAGCCUCGAUUCCCAUCUCUUUGGAAAAAGAAGUCCUCUUGCAUGGCCUGUAAGGUACAAGAUCUCUAUAGGAUUAGCCUCUGCAUUGCUCUAUCCUCAUUAAGAAUGGGAGCAGUGUGUUGUGCACCGCGACAUCAAAUCAAGCAAUGCAAUGCUGGAUUCCAGCUUCAAUGUCAAGCUUGGUGACUUCGGAUUAGCUAGAUUGAUGGAUCAUGAGCUCGGUCCCCAAACAACUGCGCUGGCUGGCACUUUGGUCUAUUUGGCUCCUGAAUAUAUAAGCACAGGAAGGGCUAGUAAAGAGUCUGAUGUAUAUAGCUUUGGAGUUGUUGCUCUAGAAAUUGUCACACGAAGAAAAUCAGUUAAUCCUGGCAAAAGAGAGUACGAAAUGGGAUUAGUAGAGUGGGUCUGUGAUCUUUACGGAAAGAGAGAGAUAAUCUCAGUCGUGGACAAGAGAUUGCAGAGUGAAUUUGAUGAGAAACAAGCAGAGUGUCGACCAUUCAGACAAUUACAACUUUUUGUCUUUGCAGCCUAUAAAUAG
This is a messenger RNA of Carica papaya (papaya), 1809 nucleotides long. NCBI's taxonomy places the organism in Eukaryota, Viridiplantae, Streptophyta, Magnoliopsida, Brassicales, Caricaceae. The record is from RefSeq and is a predicted model, not a curated record.